AUGUUUCAUUUCAGAGAUUCUUUCUCAUUCUACAAUAGCGUCGUUUUUGCAUUCAAAUACACGUUUUCUUUCCUAUUAAUUCUUUAUUUUAUUUUCCUUUCUUUUCGUUUUCUUUUCUUCCUUUCUUUCUUUUCUUUCUUUCUUUCUUUUAUUUUCUUUAUUACUUUUGAUUUCAUUCUUUUUUCUUUUCUUUCUUUUCUUUCUUUUUCAUUUCUUUCUUUUCUUUCUUUCUUUUUAUUUCUGCCGUUCUUUUCUUCUCUUUUCUUUCCUUCUUUUCAUUUCUUUCAUUUUAUUCUUUUCUUUCUUUCUUUCUUUCUUUCUUUCUUUUCAUUCCAUUAUUUCAAGUUUUCUUUUACGUCCCCCUUUUUCUUUCCUUAUUCUUUAUUUCAAAGUUCCCCUUCAUUUUUCACAAUUCCCUUCUUUUUUUAUCAUAUCUUAUUCUCUUUAUCUCUCCCCCAUCUCAUCGAAUUCUUUCCAAUAGUUCAUUCGUCGAUUCACAUCUCUACUCCUCUUCCCCCUCCUCCGCCUCCAUCCUUCUUCUUCUUCUUCUUCUUCUUCUUCUUCUUCUUCUUCUUCUGCUUCCUCUUUCUCGUUGCCCAGAAGCAAGAAUUCUUAGCCAUUCUAAACUCUAUUCAAUCUUUUUUCGAUUCUCUCGAAAACUCUAUCGAUAUUUUAUAUCCAUAA
Acanthosepion pharaonis is the source of this 684-nucleotide messenger RNA. The record is from the annotation of a GenBank genome assembly. NCBI's taxonomy places the organism in Eukaryota, Metazoa, Mollusca, Cephalopoda, Sepiida, Sepiidae.